Molecule: messenger RNA, 1752 nt
Organism: Parnassius mnemosyne (clouded apollo)
Lineage: Eukaryota; Metazoa; Arthropoda; Insecta; Lepidoptera; Papilionidae
Source: the annotation of a GenBank genome assembly
AUGUUUCGUAAAGGACGUGGCGUUUUUGAACUCAAGAAUGAUGAAGUCCUACAGAUUUUGAUGGGUGACAAUAGUGACGAAGAAGAUCAAAGAAUUUUGACGCAGGAUGAUGAUCAAGGGGUCUCUGACGUUGAAAUUGAAAAUACUCCAGUUCCACUUCAGGAAUCAGUAAGUCUGCCACCUGAACCAACAACGUCUACAGCUGUUUUACCCGUCACCGGAGCACACAGUAAUCAAGAACCACUUUUCAAGUGGAACCAGAGAACAUACGUGCCAAAUACUUUUCGUGAUGUGGAAUAUGAGUUCGGAAAGGUACAAAUUUGUCAAGAAGUUGAUGCUGAUGUAUUGACUCCCUUUGACAUAUUUUGUUCAACUACAAAUUUUUAUAUUUUAGUUCAAAAUAUAGUACAGAAGUCAGUACGGUACGCUCAUCAAAAUGGCCGGGCAUUUACCGUAGAUGUAAAAGAAAUGAGAGCAUUUCUUGGUAUGAAUUUAGUUAUGGGCUAUCACAUUUUGCCAUCAUUAAGAGAUUACUGGUCUACAGAACCAGAUAUGGCAGUACCUUUCAUAUCAAAUGUUAUGCCAAGGACUCGAUUUGAAGAGAUACGCAGAAAUCUUCACUUCUGCAAUAACGAAGAAGUGGGAGACACAAAUAGUCCGGGUUAUGACAGAGCGUAUAAAAUUCGCCCCAUAAUCGAACAUUUCAACAAUUCAUUUCAAAAUGCUCUCAAUAAUACAAAAAAGCAAUCUAUCGAUGAACAUAUGAUAAAAUUCAAAGGGCAUAAUGCAAUGAAGCAAUACAUAAAAAAUAAGCCAGUCAAGUGGGGCUUCAAAUUAUGGUGUAGAUGUGAUGCUGCAACAGGAUACCUGUUUGAAUUUGACUUAUAUACAGGCAAGCGGACUUCUGGGACUGAGUACGGGUUAGGUGAAUCUGUAGUACUUCAGCUUACGAAAAAGUUGGACGGAUUAGGAUGUGAAAUUUAUGUUGAUAAUUUUUUCAAUUCACCUAUGUUGCAGUAUACAUUGAUUUAUCAGAAUACCAAGGCAUGUGGAACCGUUCGAACAAACCGGAAACAUCUUCCAAAAACUGCACCAGUUGACAAAAAAAUGAAUCGAGGAGACAUAUACACCACAAGUUUUCAGGGCAUUUCAUACGUGAAGUGGAUGGACAAUAAAGCAGUGCACUUGUUGACCAACUUUCUGUCACCUUUAGAAACAGACACCGUAAAACGACGCAAAGCUGGAUCAGCGGAAAAAAUUGAUGUGAAAUGCCCAAAAAUUGUAUCACACUAUAACAAAAACAUGGGAGGAGUAGAUCUCAUGGAUCAACGUAAAGUGUGCUAUGAAAUCGAUCGCAGAUCGAAAAUAAAAUACUACCUGCGACUAUUUUUUGAUCUCUUAGAUAUUUCAGUGAAUAACGCACAUACUGUCUACGCAAAGCUACACAAUGAAAAACAGUUGGAAGGAGGUCUGUUGUCUAGUUUGAAGUUCAGACAAGUCGUUGCUCGAAGUUUGAUAAACGGUUUCUCUGUCAGGCAGCUAGACGUUCCCACUUCAAAAUCAAAUUCAGUACGCAGAUCUGUAAAACGACAGUUACCCACACACCCCAUGGAAAAAUCAAAAACCAGGAAGAGAUGUGUCAACUGUGCCAAGUGCAGGAUAGAAAACCGAAUAAACAAUACUUGUGUUUUAUGUAAAGUUCACCUCUGCUACACUAAUGAAAGGAACUGUUUCGCUGAGUACCACAACUAA